GAAAGGGCCACAGAGAUGGGUCGCCCUCCCGCGAGCGGUUCCAGCGGGUACCCACCCACUCCCGCCCCAGCCGAGGGCUCGGAGGACAGCGCCCCGAGCACCACGAGGGAGGGGGUGGGGCCCGCGCGGGCGGCUCAGAGUGCGGAGCCCUUUGCGGGCGCCCCGCAGGCCGCAGGCUCGUCCUCCCGCCCCCGCGAGCGCCGCUGCUAUUGGCGGAAAGUUCCGGGGCUGCGCCGCGAUUGGCCGCAGCCCGGCCCGCCGCCUCCAGCAGCUCCCCGGCGCCCGCGGGGCUGCGCAGCCCGGGCGUGGGGGCGGAGGGCGCUGCGCGGGGCCGGAGCCCGGGGCUCCCUGCGCCCGCGCGCCAUGCUGCCCCCCGCGCUGCUCUGCGCGCUCUGCGGUGGCCUCUGGGCCGCGGCCGCCCGCGCCGGCUACUCGGAGGACCGCUGCCGCUGGAGGGGCAGCGGCCUGACCCAGGAGCCCGGCAGCGUGGGGCAGCUGGCCCUGGCCUGCGCGGAGGGCGAGAUCCAGUGGCUGUACCCGGCCGGCGCGCUGCGCCUGACCCUGGGCGGCUCCGACCCCGGCGCGCGCCCCGGCAUCGCCUGCCUGAGGCCGGCGCAGCCCUUCGCGGGCGCCCAGGUCUUCGCGGAGCGGGCGGGCGGCGGCCUGGAGCUGCUGCUGGCCGAGGGCCCCGGCCCUGCCGGGGGCCGGUGCGUGCGCUGGGGCUCCCGCGAGCGCCGGGCCCUCUUCCUGCAGGCCACCCCGCACCCGGACAUCAGCCGCCGCGUGGCGUCCUUCCGCUUCGAGCUGCGCGAGGACCUGCGGCCCGAGCUGCCUCUGCAGGCCCGCGGCCUUGGCGCAGAUGGUGCCUGCAGGCCCUGCAGUGAUGCCGAGCUCCUCCUGGCCGCGUGUACCAGCGAUUUUGUGAUCCAUGGAACCAUCCACGGGGUUGCCCAUGACAUGGAGCUGCAGGAGUCUGUUAUCACCGUGGCAGCUGACCGUGUCCUUCGACAGAGCCUGCCACUAUUCCGGGUAGGGGGUUCUGGGGGCCAGGUGCAGGCCUCCAUUCAUACUCCAUUGCAGUGUGGCAUCCGCCCUGGCCCUGGCACCUUCCUCUUCAUGGGCUGGAGCCACUUCGGUGAAGCCUGGCUGGGCUGCGCACCCCGCUUCCAGGAAUUCAGUCGUGCUUACAUGGCUGCCCAUGCUGACCGUCUCCACCCCUGUGAGGUGGCAUUGGACUGAGGGGCCUGGGAGUCGGGUGCUGGGGAGAGCCUGGUGGGAGGGUGGGUGGGGAGGGGGUGGCCCCCAGAUGGCAUCGCCGUACCAACUGCCUCCGUGGCGGUGGCCAUAACCAAUAAGAACAUGGAUUUCAUCAGCUGCCACAGACGAGAGUCCUGUCCUGAGCCCAGCCCUGGGCCCUUCACCGCAUGGGUGCCUCCUUCCACCCUGGGCUAUGCUCUGGCUCCUGCUUUGCAGAGCAGGGCACUGAGGCUUGGGGGCCACGCUUCCUUGUCCAAAGCCACCCAGAGAGUGAGGGGAGAGUGGCCCCCAGUCAUGCCCCGGGGACGGCUGCUGCCCGGUUGGCGAAGGGAAAGCUGAGUCUCUGCCCUGCUGUUCCUGCCCACGAUGCCAGGUGCUUUCUUGGCUCAGAGCAGGAGUGGAAAAGAGGCUGUAGCUUCCAAAGUCUGAGUUGGGUGGGGUCCCAACAGGGCAUGAGGUAGGCAGGCAGGCAGACACCCCGUCCAGCCUGCAAGGGAAGGGGCUGCAAUCUGGCAGGGUGCCAACUCCCCUCCCUGGCCCGCCUUGAGCUCAGCAAAGCCACCCUGGCCUCAUCCCACCCCCAGGGAAGAAUGGGCCCCUCUGUCCCGAGGGCCCUGCAACGUGCAGAGCAUCCUGACGUGGUGUGGAGCAGGCAGGGUGUGGGAUCCCCCUCAGGGUCCGAAUGCUGCCCAUUUCCGGCGGGUGGGGGCACACAAUGGGGUCUCUGAGAACCGUUUCCCACCACCAGCCCGACUGCCGCCACUCCUGCCUGCCUUCUCCACCUCACACAAAGGGUCGGCGCUGUUCUCCGUCCCGGUCGGUGGGUGCGGGGGGCUCCCAAACCCGGGAUGAGCUCUGCUCACCCCCACCCUCUGGCGCUCAGAGAGAGCCGCAGCUGAAGCCUGACAGCACCUGGCUGAGCCUCAAACAGCUUCCCAUCCGUGCCAUUUCGCUGGGGAAGGCGCCGAGAAUACGGCUUUCAGGCAGGACCCGAGGCUGGGGGGAGACAAGGCUGUCCAGGGCCCACGUGGCCACUUCCUCCAGAUCCAGCUGGCAUGGGGCACCCAAUGUGGGUCAUGCCCUGAGUGAUACUCGGGUCACCUCUGGUGGCUGCCUAGGAAUUUCCAUGGGGUGGGCUCAAAACCCCACAUGCACACCCAUCUUACUUAAGACUGCUUUAUGGGGAGAGGGGGUGGCUGAUGAGAACUGGGUGAGGAACACUGCGGACAACAGUACUGGGCCUCUUCCCGGCACCAGCCCAAACUCCCAGCUGUGGAGUGCUCAGGGCUCAGGCCCCAGGCCCCUUGCAGCUUUAGACUCCACCAGCGUGCUGAUGACCCCUGGCCUGGACCUGUCUCCUGGAGUGCAGACCCUUUAAUCUCCGCUCUCCUCUCUCCACCAGGGAGUAUCUCAGUAGAGGCCAGAAAAGGAGGUAGGGUGUUCUGUAGGCCCGCCAUCCUCCUGUCUUGGGAGGCCCCAAGGAGGGCUCCCCUCCAGGGCUGAGCAGCACCCUCACCUUUGGCCUGAUUGUCUGGUCAGCUCCCCACAGCCUGCUUGGAAGGAGGACCCUGGCCGCACUGUGAACUGCCUCACAGACCACCUGCCUACAAAAAUAUGGGCAGCUGCUCUGGGGUGGGUCC
Molecule: messenger RNA, 2897 nt
Organism: Manis pentadactyla (Chinese pangolin)
Lineage: Eukaryota; Metazoa; Chordata; Mammalia; Pholidota; Manidae
Gene: METRN
Product: meteorin, glial cell differentiation regulator
Exons: 4
Coding region: 16-1239 (407 amino acids)
Biological process (GO): positive regulation of axonogenesis; glial cell differentiation
Molecular function (GO): hormone activity
Source: RefSeq, a predicted model, not a curated record